CGAUCCUCUUCACUUCACACGAAACAAGCUUGAUAUUCUACCACAUUAUGGCUAUCUUAGAUUUCGACAAGGACAACGAUAAGUCCAUCUCGUUUCAUUUCCACUCACCGGAAAUGGGGCCUGAGAACCAACCUCUUUAUUAUUCCACACCAGAACAGCCUGCAGUUAUCACUGGUCAUGUUGAGUUUCGUUCUGUCAAGCCAACUAAUGGAAGCGACAUCACCAUAUCAUUCGAAGCAAGAGCAGAGUCAAAAUGGACAGAGCACUAUGGUCAAUCAUCCGCGAGCUUCCAUCAGAUUUCACGCUUCCAAGAAAAGACUUGGAACGCUCCAUUGAACCGAACCAAUCCAAAGACUAUUGCCCCUGGCGUAACACGCUAUGACUUUGAAGUACAACUCGACCCAGGAUUACCGCCUUCCAUUCAUGGUCAACGGGGUUGGUUCCAUUAUCGCUUCAAAGCACACAUUAAACGCGACUUUCCUCGGCGGGACAUGGCGGUAAAACAGCUGGCCUGGGUCUAUAGUAGUUCAAUUAGAGCUGAUGAGCAACCCCAACCUAGACUCUAUAGGGAGGUCUUUAAUGAUGUGAUGCCAUUUAGCUGUACUCUACCAUCCAAUGUUUUAUACCAAGAGCAAUAUGUUCCCUUGACAAUUCAGUUUGAGCCUUUCCGAGACAAUAGCAUUUUCAAAGAUCAGAAGCUGAUAGUGAUGAGCGCUUGUGUAAAGCUGAAACAAUAUACGACUUUGAUGGAGAGGCAUAAGCUGUUCACAAAAAAGAGAAAGGAAAAAAAGGACAUAUUCAGUCUUUCAAUCCCAACUACAGAAUGGCCACAGACAAGCCAAGGAUUCACAAAGACUAUCACAGUAAAGCUACCCGGUGCAAGGCAACUUGCAGCUUCGAUCGAAAGUGAUCCCCUAAUCAAGAGACAUUGCCUAAAGUUGAUCAUGAUGGUACGGACGAAUACAAUAGCGGAAAGGGAUGCUAAGGAGCUCCGGAUAGAAAUGGAUGUUAAGGUUACCUCGCCUCGACCAGAGCAUCUCCAAGAUACAAGACAGCAUGACGACUCGACAUUUAUAGCCCCACCACCUUAUCAGGAUCUGGAUAGUGACGAUGAUGUUCAGAGUGAUUCGAAGCCACCUCCUUUCCGUCGCUCCUCAUCUUCGUCAAGUGACUCUCGAUCAUUCAAAGAUUUUAGCGCAGAUAUCAAGGAUCCUUCUGGCCUUUAAAGUUUUUUAUAGGAUAACAACGUAGAUGACCCUUGAUUUUAGAAGCAUCGAAAACAGCACAAUCUUGGCCCAAUCAUCACCGAAGGAGCAAUCUGGUGCUUGGGAAUACAUAUAUAUCUAUGUAAACUCUAGUCUAACUAUUCUAACUAUUAAAUUUUCUUGCGCCCUCCCUAUACUACUGGCUUCUUGUUGCUCUGGCCACGGGUCGACGCUGUAUUCUGAUUAAGACUCGACCCUGUGCCUGUCCUAAUACUUGUGUCUAUGUCUGGUCUUGUGCUUGUGUCUGUCGCUGAUAUUGCUCUUUGAUGUAUCCAAGGAGACUGUUCCUCCGCAUCCACAGGCUGAAAGUGAUGCAGCCGUUCUUGUCUGAGUGACCACGAAUAGUAUUAUAUACAUUAUGCGCCGCCAUUACAUUGCGAUGAAAAUAUGUUUGACACAAUACAAGCAAC
Messenger RNA from Lobosporangium transversale, 1675 nucleotides. RefSeq lists its product as hypothetical. Gene Ontology annotation, biological process: protein transport. The coding region runs from base 48 to 1226 and encodes 392 amino acids. The record is from RefSeq and is a predicted model, not a curated record. Lineage: Eukaryota; Fungi; Mortierellomycota; Mortierellomycetes; Mortierellales; Mortierellaceae. Gene Ontology annotation, cellular component: cytoplasm. The transcript has 4 exons.